Pomacea canaliculata is the source of this 607-nucleotide messenger RNA. Its product is annotated as dCTP pyrophosphatase 1-like. The transcript is spliced from 5 exons. Bases 150 to 605 code for a protein of 151 amino acids. Lineage: Eukaryota; Metazoa; Mollusca; Gastropoda; Architaenioglossa; Ampullariidae. Gene Ontology annotation, biological process: nucleoside triphosphate catabolic process. Gene Ontology annotation, molecular function: nucleoside triphosphate diphosphatase activity. The record is from RefSeq and is a predicted model, not a curated record.
CUGAGCUGCCCACUCGCGUCCUUCUCGCAAACUCUGAAGGACAGAAUUAACAAAAUUUACAAGAACUUUGAUCUCGCAUGGUCACAGAGAACAAUAACUUGAAUAAGCAACAGUGAUCCACUUCAAGCUUGCUACGUAGUGCAGAAAUUAUGGCCACGGCACAGAAUGGGAUAGAUUCACAAGAUGGGUCUGCAGUGGAACUCAGCAGUGAUUCUCAAACGACGAGCAAAUCUGAGUUCAAGUUUACGGAUGGAUUGACACUUGAAAAUUUACGACAGAUGCAGGUGGAUUUUAUCGACAAAAGAAACUGGGAUCAGUUUCAUUCCCCUCGCAAUGUCUUACUGGCUCUGGUUGGAGAAAUUGGAGAACUGGCAGAGAUUUUUCAAUGGAAAGGGGAAGUCACUGAAGGUUUGCCAGAGUUUACAGAGAGAGAAAAAGAUCAAGUAGGUCAGGAGAUGAGUGAUGUUUUACUGUAUCUUGUGGACUUGGCAAAUAAAUGCCACAUUGAUCUCCCUUUAGCCGUUAAAGCCAAAAUGGAACAAAAUGGGAGAAAAUAUCCAGUGGACAAAGCUUAUGGCAGAGCCAAUAAAUACACUGACUUAUGACA